UGUGACCAGUGGAUGGGUAGAAGAUAUGGAGCAGUGUGACAUGUACCUUGUGUGUGAACACUUGAUUAAUGACAAUCCUGGUGGCAAAAAUCCAGCUGAAGAUUCAUCCAUGGUGAGGUGACGCCGCUAGCAGGAUGCUUAGUUUUGUGCAGCACAUGGCAUCUGAAGGGUCAGGUGGGGGUCAUGCACACCACCUGGUGCUGGCGUCGCGUUUGGGUAAUAUCACCACGCCCAAACCCAUGGGCGGGGGAGGUUCCUCAGAGACUGUAUCCUUCGACAAUCUGUACCCCGCCAUUGUGCAGUGCUUUGCCAUCAUUUUCGCUGGUUAUCUGGCGGGUAGGACUAAUAUGAUCAAUGGCUCACAGGCUCGAGGUAUCGGAACAUUCGUGUCCAAAUUCUGCUUGCCGUCCUUGCUGCUAAAGAGCAUGUGCGAGCUCAAGUUCAACGAAGUGAACUGGAGGUUUCUUGCCAGCAUUCUCAUCGCCAAGACUGUGAUAUUUUUCAUCAUCGUAUUCUUCACCUUGUUAAUAAAACGCCCCGUCAACCUUGGAUACGCUGGUCUCUUCGCAAUAUUUAGCACCCAGAGUAACGAUUUUGCUUUUGGCUACCCUAUAGUACAGGCCCUGUACGAGGAGACCCACCCUGACUACCUGAAGUAUAUCUACCUCGUGGCCCCCAUCUCGCUUGUCUUCCUCAACCCUAUUGGUUUCAUGAUGCUGGAGAUUCACAAAAACCACUCCAAAGAGAAUCACAAAGGUGCCUGCAUCCUCAUCCUGCAUGUGGUGAGAGGCGUCAUUACCAACCCCAUCGUCUUCAUGACCGCCCUCGGCAUCAUCGCUAACUUCAUCUUCAACCAGACCACGCCUUACAUCAUCAAGGAUAUAUUGCAGGUCCUAGGUGAUGCCUACAGUGCGUCUGCCCUGUUUUACCUGGGCCUCAGUCUGGUGGGGAAGGUUCAUGGACAGGUGGGCUUUGCUCUCAUCGUCCCUGUCAUGCUUAUCAUGGCAAAGACAAUCUUGUUGCCGCUGAUCACAUGGGAGGUGGUCAGUGCCCUGCACUCCGGGGGAGUCAAAAAUGAAACAAUCUCGCUGAGUAUGUAUGGUUUUCUCUACGGCACAUUCCCAACAGCACCUAGUGUCUUCCUCUACGCCAGCCAGUACGCCAUUGCCACAGAGAUUGUGGCCUCGGGUAUGGUCGCAUGUACAUUUGUCGCUGCACCUCUCAUGUUCAUAUCAGCCAAGAUGAUGACCCUGGUGGUGAGCUCAGAGACGGACUACAAAAGCGUUCUACUGGACACCUCGCUAGAUGUCUCUAUCGUCAGUAUGAUCGGCUGUGUGUGGGUGGCUGGUGUGUUCAUUCUGUCCAGGAAGUGGAGGCGUGUGCCUCAUCAAUUCACACUCUGUCUUAUCUUCUCCCAGUUUUUGGCAUGCCUGGGUAUGGUCUUGUACCGGGCUCUGGAUGCUGAUGACACCUGGCAGCACUAUGCCCAGUUUGUCGUCCUCCUGGUGGGCGUGCUGUCGUCACGCUGCUGGACAGCCAUGAUCGCCGUGGCAAUAUGCCUAGAGCGCGUCAAGAGCCUGUGUUAUGUUUUGCGCGUCAGAGUCUGGAUGGCUUUCUUCGGGUUUGGGGUUCCAAUGAUUAGUACUGGCAUCCUGCUCAUAGCUGCCAAUAACCACACCAAGAAUGAGAUAGACCCAUCCUUCCACUAUGGAACAGACCAGACGAUCCUGUCAGUGGUGAUAUUGUUGUUGUGUUUUGUGAUCUGCGUCGUGUCGCUGGUGAUUCACCAGAGGACUGAAUGGCAUGCAAAGCAUCGCACGUUCUCCUGGGCCUCAGACGAAGAGGAACCCCUGUUCUCUAAUGUCGACGAGACGAUGUCAUCUGGCCCCAAUAUGGCAGCCACAGAAGUCAACGGGGCCAUCAACGGAGCUGUCAAGAGUGAGGUUGCCAAAGUGAAAUCAGUGAAAGGCAAGAAGAGAGAGAAGGUCACGAACUGUCACAACUGUGAAAAUAGUGAAGCCAUUCGCUGUGGAGGAACAGGAGAAGUUCAGAGUAUAGAGGAUAUCAUCCCGUUCCCUAAAUCUCAGGACAGUCUGGGGUCAUCCACGACCAGCAACAGUGCAGACAGCAUGGAGUCCCUCCUGCAUGAGGUGAUAGAUGAUCACACCUGUGUCACGGCCUGCAAUGAUCAGCAGCGGCGUGAGUGUGAAGGUCUGCUGCGGCAUUACACGGCUGUCAACGCGGAGAAGGAGGAGGAGCCGAAAGUGCUGACGAGGGAGGCGGAGCGUGAGAGUCAGGGAGACAUGCAGCUGUCACGACACCUAAUUCUGCUGUUACUGCUCUGUCUCUCCAUGUUCAUUGGUCUAUUUCUGUGUGUGUGGAGAUUGUUUAACAAGGAGACUUCUGGCAUCUACGUGGAGAUUGAAUUCAUCGACGGGGUCUUCAACUAUGGACAGGGCUUCCUACUCUUUGCGUUGUUUGGCUUGGACUCUCAACUUAUUGUGGUACCAUUUGUCAAAAGGUGGCGUCGUAUGAUGUACGGUGUAGAGGUCGUGACCUUGCCAAAGAGCUCAGAUCUGGAUGAGGAGACCAAGCACGUGUGUGAUCAGUUCGUGAGAUACCAUAAAGAAAAUUGUAAGAAAGAGAUAGUCCAGGAUCUCAGGUACCGGCUGAGAGUGUACAAGAACGUAUUUUCUGGGACGGACUUGUGUGAAUGGCUGAUGGAGGCGGGUCUUGUACAGGAUCGAGGUGAGGCGCUGACGUACGGACGGAAACUCUUGAUGGGCGGCGUCAUCCGACACGUCAAGAACGAACAUCAUUUCCAUGAUAUGCCGUAUUUUUACACCUUUGUGGAAGGUGAAGGGGGUGAUAGGUAGUCAAGAGCGUUUAGCCAUGACGGUUUUACAGACUGAAAUCUAAAACCUAUGACUGGUUUUUGAGUGAAUUUGUGCAAUUGGCUGGUUCAUUUAUAAAUACCAGGUGGCUAGUGAUGUGUUGUACUGGAGCAGGACUUCCAUGUGCAUAGCGAACAAACAGACUCAGAUUUAUAGUGGAUGGAGUUUUCACAGGUUAUAACAGGUGAUUUACUACCUUGUAGCUUUGCGCAUUGUGAAAUGCGUAAAAGUUGUUUGCUUUGCAUAUUGGUCAACAAAACGACUUCAACCAAUAGUUGUUAAGAAUGUAUUUUGAAAGAGCCAGCAUAGAGAGCUGAAUUGUUACUGUUUGUUAUUGAGUGGAGUUCAUGUGUAUUUGGACACAACAAUGUAAUUCCAUCCUUGGUUUGAAUAACAGGUUAACAUGAGGUGAACCUAUGAUUUUCAUGCUACUUCCAUCUGCAAUAAAUGUAGAUCACACAAGGAUUUGAACUCCACAGCUGAAGUCCAGCACUGUGCCAGCUGUGCUAAAUGGAGAUUCCCACCAGCUACUACUGUGGUGGCCUGAGCACUGGAAAGAUGUUCUCAUUACACAGCAAAUCUUCCUUGGGUUUUCUUGUGGCAGGACUGGUUAUGGCGCUGCCUCACUAAAGCACUGCGCUGAAAAAGAUCGCCAUGAGGCACUAUAUCUAGUUGCUAGUCAUGGGUGUGCUGAUGUUUGUACAUGCUGAGAUCAGGCUGUAUACUCAGGUCUAUGCUGACAGAUUGAUGUCAUUUUGUAAUAACCAUGGCAGUUUGUAAUAAUCAUGUCAGUGUGUAAUAAUCAUGUCAGUGUGUAAUAACCAUGCCAGUUUGUAAUAACCAUGUCAUUUUGUAAUAACCAUGGCGGUUUGGUGUGUAUUUGAUGGAAUGAUGUCCAUUUGUUUAUUAGAAUCAUGUUUUUUCUGAACAGAGAUGCGUCUAGAAUGUGAUAAAUUGUUUAUGAUCUCAUCCAGUAAACCUUACCAAGAAAAUUUCAUAUAUUUGUUAAAAUUGAGUGGAGUUCAAUAGCAUUUUUUGUUAUGCUCACAGGAGUGAGCA
Messenger RNA from Liolophura sinensis, 3953 nucleotides. RefSeq names its product lysosomal cholesterol signaling protein-like. Gene Ontology annotation, cellular component: membrane. The record is from RefSeq and is a predicted model, not a curated record. The transcript has 15 exons. Gene Ontology annotation, biological process: transmembrane transport; intracellular signal transduction; negative regulation of BMP signaling pathway. NCBI's taxonomy places the organism in Eukaryota, Metazoa, Mollusca, Polyplacophora, Chitonida, Chitonidae. The coding region runs from base 135 to 2876 and encodes 913 amino acids.